This is a messenger RNA of Dentiscutata erythropus, 1467 nucleotides long. NCBI's taxonomy places the organism in Eukaryota, Fungi, Glomeromycota, Glomeromycetes, Diversisporales, Gigasporaceae. The record is from the annotation of a GenBank genome assembly.
AUGGUCGUUCAGUUAAAAUUUGAAAAUUCGUUUUGGACAACCGGAAAUUAUCAGAAGGGAAUUAAUAUUCUAUAUGAUAAAUUAGAUCAAGGUAGUGUUGAAAACGAAGAAAUAAUUGACUUUCUUAAAGAAAGGAUAGCGGUAGAAGAAUUAUAUGGCAAGAAAUUGUGUGAUCUUUCUCAAAUAGGCAGUCGACCGAAUGGCUUUCUGCGUGAUGAAGGCGCUUCGUUGCGACGUUCAUUUGAGAUUGUAAAGCAAGAAUGUGACCAAUUAGGACAAGCCCAUUUACAAAUGGCUAAUAACUUGUCCGAUUUGGUGCUUAAACCUUUUCUCAAACAAAGUGAAGAUUAUAGUAAAAGUCUCAGAGCAAGUAGGGAAGAGAUAACGGGUUAUUUGAAAUUGUUUGACAAGAUGGUUAACGAAGUGGAUAACUCACGGACUAAUUAUAUAACGAAAUGUCAAUUGGCUGAUGAAGAAAUUUCUACUCAUGAAGCUGAAACUUUAUCUAUAUCAGAAAAAGAUGUGCGGCAAGAUCAAUUGUUGACUGUCACACUUGGGAAUUUAUCAUUUUCAGAGGAAGAAAUAAUGCAAUUUCUUGCUAAAAUGCGUGAAGAAAUUCCUUAUAAGGAAAUUAAAAUACCUAUCCUUGGUACUUAUAAUGACGCUUAUUCCGGUGAAGAUAUUACUAAAUGGUUAAUGAAAAAUCAUGCUAAUGCAAAAUCAUGGCAGGAAGCUGAAAAUAUUGGUCAGGAAUUGGCUGACCAAGGUUUUCUACGGCACGUUGGUGCUAUUGGAAAUAAUUUUGUUAGCACUCCUCCCGCUUGCUUUCAAUUCAAAAGUAAGGCAUUUAACCUCAGAGAAACUGAGGAUGUAAAUGCUGGAAUGGGUUGGGGCGGUUUAAUAUAUGCAAUAUCUGCUACUCAACCUUCUAUAAAACGUGCCCGAAAAGAAGCCGAUGAAUCCGAUGAGGCCUACCGACAUGCAGUGAGAAGCACCAUGAUUUCUACCUCUCAACCAAUGUCAGAACGUUUAAUGAUAUAUCACGAAGCAUUGAAACCUGAACGAGAUAUUCAAUUUAUUAUACAGCAUUAUCGCACUGGCCCAUUUAACCCUAAGGUCAUUCUUUAUAAUAAUAAAUACAAUGGAAGUGCUAAUGAUCAAACCUUUGGCGUCCCGCUAGCAGAAAAGGCACAAAAAGAUUUAAAGUCUGUUCCCCAGAUUGUUACCAAGUGUCUUAGUUGUAUUUCUAAAGGUUCAUCUAUGUGGAGUAAUUCAGAUAAAAAGCUUUUAUGGAUAACGGACGUACCUUUAGCCUCGAUCCAUGCACUUCGUGAAGAAAUUAAUGAUGGCAGCAAGGUUACACUAAAGAAAUUACGAGAAUAUGACUUGGCUGUAGUAACAGGAGUAUUGAAAUUAUACUUCAUGGAACUACCAGAAUGUCUACUUACAUUUGGACUUUACGACCCC